AGGGUGCUGUCGAUGCCAAGCUUUAGGCUCAAGCCGCCCAAAGUUUUGCGGCAAUUUUGACUCCAUGGCUCGGCAAAGAGUUUGGCAAUCCAAGGGGUUUUACGUUGGGGGCAGCCAUGCGGCAACGGAGUAAACAGGCGGUUAAAGUUUAAUAUGGGAAUCUUGGUCGGAAGAUUGAAAUGGUCUGGGGUGCUGCCCAGUUUGCCUUGCCAGAAAGUUCAUUGAAAUCCAACAAUUGCGGUCAACACUGUGCCUGUCAAAAUUUAGGCCACUCCGUGCGAACUGGAGUCUAAUUUGGAAUGGAUGUAGACAAAUUUGGAAUGUAGAGAAUGUUGGAAUGAGAUGUAUUCCAUGCUGCAUCCCCUCAGGUCGGUUUCUUUUUUGUGACAUACGCUGCGCUGCCCUCAGUUGUCGGUAAGUAACCAUUUAUUGUUGAUUGCUGGUUUGGUUUCUUUUGUCUACUUCAGGCCCUGCUGGCCUUAUGUUCCAUGACAGGCCCUGUCUUUUUCCGAGAACUCUUGGGAUCAUGUGCACGAUGGACCUGCGCAUCCAUUGGUACAACCACAAACUGCUUGUUUUUGAACACUUUUCUUGUCGCAGUUGACUUUGGAAGGUGCCCCAGUGUUGCUUGGUCGCAUGUAGUGUCAGGUCACAGAUUCCUGCGCCGAAUUGCUGAAAUUGAAUUGUCGCAAACGUUGCAAACCCAAAUAGCAAUGGCCUCCAACCUAGCGCACCAUCCAACUCCAGAUACGGAUGGCGUUCCCUCUGAGGUUCCUUGGUCUAAGCGCUGCUCGGAGCAGCAAGGCUAGCUUGCUCGCAUUGAAGGCGGAUGCCAAAGACAAGACCAAAGCUCCGAAGAAGUUGGAUGAUGAUGAUGAACUCUUGUACUCGGAAGAAGACGAGUACGGUGACGAGUUCGAUGAGGACGAGGACUUCAUGGAGUUAGAUGGGCCUCCACCAGAGGUCCUGGACGGCUGGGAGAAGGACGAGAUAGCAAUGGCCCUGUUGGCAAACUUCCAAUCGGAGGAGUUUGAGGGCAAGAAAAUCAUGAGCUUUCGUGACGUGGCACAGUUGUUGGAAGUGCUAGGUCUUGAACGAGAAUCGUUUGUCAGCAUCUUCACCGGACAGGCAGAGGACGAGGAAGACUUUGACUUUGAGGAUGACUUCCUCGAUGAAGAGGAGUAUGCCCCUCGCGGCCGUGGUGGUGGUCGUGGCGGUGGCGGCCGUGGUGGCGGCGGUGGCCGCGGCCGCGGCGGCGGCGGUCAGGGACGAGGAGGGCGUGGACGACGGCCUUGAGGCCAUCCUUUGUAAUUCGUUCGGCACAGCGAAACCGUUGCGCGAGACGAAA
Molecule: messenger RNA, 1348 nt
Organism: Durusdinium trenchii
Lineage: Eukaryota; Dinophyceae; Suessiales; Symbiodiniaceae
Source: the annotation of a GenBank genome assembly